UUUUGCACAGUCCACUGAUUACAAACGAGGUUAAUCGUGUCACUAGUUAAGCUUAUCAUCGAAUGAAUCACCAUUUUCAAAACAUAUUGAUCGCCCUCAGCGCCGUCCGAUCGCAGCAAGUUUAUUUUUUUGAUGUCUUCGAGUGAAACCUUUGGUCGAGAGAUUUGAACAAAGUUGCAAUCAGUACGCUUCCAGCAACCGAGUAAGCAGUAGGAUGAAAUCCCAGAUCAUCUGGCUUUUGGCCGGGCUAGUCGUCCUGGUCGUGUGCGACAGUCCAGCUCAAGGAAUGCGAGCAGAGUGUGAUGAUGAGCAAACGUAUAUCAUCCCCCAUUUCAAAAGUAACUGGUACAAAGCCAUGGAAUACUGUCACUAUUUGGGCUUAAAGUUGGCAACAGUGCCCAGCAUCGACAAGCAGCUGCAAAUCGAGGACAGUAUCGAACGGACGGAUAAGGGUAACGGUACCACAUUUUGGACCGGUGGUAACGAUUUGGGAGACAACGAAAACUUCCACUGGUAUUCGACGGGUACUCGGAUUGUGUGGUUCAAUUGGAGUAUGGACGCAUAUAGCAGAAAUGGCAACUGCAUAUAUCUGCAUCGCAAAAAUGAUGAUCCUAGCACAUGGUCAUGGAGCACUGAACGCUGCAGUCAGGCGAAAUAUUUCGUUUGCGAAAGGGCUUAAGGUGAUCGUUUUUCGAUCAACUGUUCAAUGUUUCAAAUGGAAACUUCAACGGUCUCAAUAAAAACCAAUCUAGAAA
Aedes aegypti (yellow fever mosquito) is the source of this 755-nucleotide messenger RNA. Its product is annotated as struthiocalcin-2-like. The record is from RefSeq and is a predicted model, not a curated record. NCBI's taxonomy places the organism in Eukaryota, Metazoa, Arthropoda, Insecta, Diptera, Culicidae. Bases 215 to 679 code for a protein of 154 amino acids. The transcript has 2 exons.